Messenger RNA from Mesitornis unicolor (brown roatelo), 724 nucleotides. Its product is annotated as endothelial cell-selective adhesion molecule-like. Gene Ontology annotation, cellular component: adherens junction; plasma membrane. NCBI's taxonomy places the organism in Eukaryota, Metazoa, Chordata, Aves, Mesitornithiformes, Mesitornithidae. The transcript has 5 exons. Gene Ontology annotation, molecular function: cell-cell adhesion mediator activity. The annotation marks the transcript as partial. Gene Ontology annotation, biological process: homophilic cell-cell adhesion. The record is from RefSeq and is a predicted model, not a curated record.
AUCCUGGCCUACAUUGACGGGAAGGAGAAGGUGGAGGAGACGGAGCUGAAGCCCCGCGUGGGCUUCCUGUACCCCAUCGUCACCCACAACAUCUCGGUGGUCAUCAACGCCACCCGAGAGAGCGACUCGGGGCAGUACAUGUGCACCGUCAACGUCGUGGACGAUGCCUCCAGCACGGGCAAGAACGUCGGCGUCAUCAACCUCACUGUCCUGGUGCCACCGGCCACCCCCAAGUGCCACCUGCACGGGACCCCUGUGGUGGGGGCCAACGUCACCCUGAGCUGCGCCUCCAAGAAGGGGAAGCCAUCGCCCGCCUACCAGUGGCAACGGACAGCCCCCACCCUCCAGGUCUUCUUCCCGCCCACCCAGGACCAGGUGAAGGGCACCCUGAAGUUGACCAACCUCUCCCUGGACAUGGCGGGUCUCUACGUCUGCAUGGCCGAAAACCGUGCGGGUUCAGCCGAGUGCAGCAUCGUCCUGGAGGUGCAGUCAAGUGACACCAAAGCCGUCAUUGCUGGCGCCGUGUUGGGCUCCCUGGGCGCCCUUGCCAUCGUCCUCUUCUUUGCCCGACGGGUCAUGGGCUACCGGAGGAAGAAACGGGACAGCCAGGAGGAUGCAGCCAAUGAGAUCAAGGAAGACGCCGUAGCCCCCAAAACGCCGACGUGGGCCAGGAGCGUGGCUUCGGACACCCUCUCCAAAACCAGCACCUUGUCCUCCAUCGCCG